AUGGCGUCAACUCUCCCUUUUACUCGUGUUGCUGCUUGCCAUGUUGCACCUCAAUUUCUCUCAUCCCAGAAGACAACCGACAAAGCAAUCUCUCUCAUCCAUCAAGCGGCCAGAAAUGGAGCAAACCAUUUCCUCUUUGGAGCGCGCUACGUCCCCCCCACCGAGAACCACGACCUUUUCAAACGUCUCGUCCAGGAAUCGGUAUACGCAGAUGGCCCAGAGAUUCAAGCCCUUCAGGAUGCGGCUCGUGAAACUAAAACAGUUAUUAGCAUGGGCAUGUCCGAAAAGGCCCAUGCUAGUACAGCAUGUCUUUACAACUCAAACUUACUUAUAAACGUUGAUGGCAAAGUCGCCAUCCACCACCGGAAGUUGAUGCCAACAUUCUUCGAAAAAUUGACGUGGAGCCUUGGCGAUGGCCAUGGGCUACGGGUGGCUGAUACCCCAUAUGGUCGUAUCGGAGGGCUUAUAUGCGGGGAAAAUACAAACCCACUGGCGCGGUAUUCUUUGAUGGCCCAGAAAGAACAGAUUCACAUAUCGUCAUGGCCAUCUAUCUGGCCGACUAGAACGCCCAAGCCAAGUUCCGAAUCAGCAAAUGAUCAUCCUGACCACGUCCCACGCAACUACGAUAAUGUUCUCGCUAAUCGUCUGCGAGCCGCAGCUCAUUGUUUUGAGGCCAAGUCGUUUGGUGUUAUGUGCAGUAGCUUUCUCAACCAGGAGACCAUCGACACUAUACUAGAAGGCUCUACUUCACAUGAGACUGUGGAACGUUCUCUGAAAGAGUCUCCUCGAGGAGUAAGCAUGUUUUUGGAUCCAACGGGUGCCCCUCUUCCUGCUUUUAUAGUGGACGAGAAGACCAACAUUCAACAACCUAUUGAGUAUCUGCAGAAUGAGGAGAAUAUAAUCUACGCCGAUAUGAACCUCGAGGAUUGUAUUGAGGGAAAACAGUAUCAUGAUGUUGUCGGUGGAUAUCAGAGACUAGAUGUCUUCCAAUUGCAGGUCAAUCGCUCUCGGAAAGACCCUGUGAUUUUCAAGGACUCUUGA
Penicillium waksmanii is the source of this 1041-nucleotide messenger RNA. RefSeq names its product carbon-nitrogen hydrolase family protein. The coding region runs from base 1 to 1041 and encodes 346 amino acids. Lineage: Eukaryota; Fungi; Ascomycota; Eurotiomycetes; Eurotiales; Aspergillaceae. The transcript has 2 exons. Gene Ontology annotation, molecular function: catalytic activity. The record is from RefSeq and is a predicted model, not a curated record.